CCUAGCCGAGGCUGGGUCGGCCUAAAGGUAGGGCUUCCAAGAACGCUCUCCGGAAGAUCCGCGUUGCUGUACCGGAGAGGCGCUCCAGCGCUCCAGUCGUCGCUGCCGUCGUUUCCCGUGCCGCUUCAGUCAUGCCGAAGCACGAGUUCUCCGUGGACAUGACCUGCGGGGGAUGUGCUGAUGCCGUCUCCCGAGUCCUCAACAAGCUGGGAGGCGUGGAGUUCAACAUUGACUUGCCCAACAAGAAGGUCUGCAUUGAGUCUGAGCACAGCACAGACACCCUGCUGGCCACGCUCAACAAAACAGGAAAGGCCGUGUCCUACCUUGGCCCCAAGUAACCAGGACCUGGGCCAGUCCCUCUGGAAGUACUAAAAAGGCCGUUGAUCUGGUCUCCCUGCAGAUUUGGACCACCACCUGCUCAGUCCAGCUCAGCCAUGGAGUUCCUGCCCAGACAGGCCCACCCCUGCCGGCUCCCUGCCGGCUUCCCUGCAAUAAAGUCAAGCUGCAUUUGUUGAA
This is a messenger RNA of Peromyscus maniculatus bairdii (prairie deer mouse), 516 nucleotides long. It is a transcript of the gene Atox1, whose product is annotated as antioxidant 1 copper chaperone. Gene Ontology annotation, cellular component: cytosol. Gene Ontology annotation, molecular function: copper chaperone activity; metal ion binding. Lineage: Eukaryota; Metazoa; Chordata; Mammalia; Rodentia; Cricetidae. Gene Ontology annotation, biological process: copper ion transport. The record is from RefSeq and is a predicted model, not a curated record.